AUCCUCUAAUGUUUAGAUUUAGAAGUUAAUCAGAAAGGAAACCUUUAGUUCUGCGGAGGCCCUGAAAAUCUCUCAAAAUGCCGAGAAUUCGCAAACCUGACUGUGGUCACACAACUUUGAAGGUUCUUGUUGUGAUUUACAAUAUCUUCUUUUGGCUUGUAGGAGCCACGAUUCUGUCCGUUGGAAUCUAUGCUGAGUUUGAGAAGAGGAACUAUGAAGCGGUGAGCGAUGUCCUCCUCAAUCCCUCUACUGUCCUCAUCGUUCUUGGAGCGUUCAUGUUCAUCCUGACGUUCAUUGGAUGUGUGGGGGCGCUUCGAGAAAACAUCUUACUCCUCAAAAUUUUUGGCUGGACCAUCACCAUCGUCUUCAUGCUUCAACUGAUUGCAGCAAUCAUUGCUAUUGUAUUCAAAACAAAGGCAAAGGAGCUGGUUAGUUCAGGUUUCAGCAGUGCUCUGGAGAACUACUAUGAUGAUCCUGAUAUCCACUUUGCCGUAGACGCUGUUCAACAGAAGCUGGAGUGCUGUGGAGGAUUCGACUUCAAUGAUUGGGACAAAAAUAUUUACUUUGCUUGCCAAGAUCCAGGAAGCUGUGGGGUUCCCUUCUCAUGCUGUGUCUCAACAAAGGAAGACAUGGUCAUGAACACUCAGUGUGGGGUCAACGUUCGCGAGGGAGAUCCCCAUCCAUUUGCAGUUGAUGACACCAUUUACAUUAGGGGCUGCACCGACGCUUUGCUAGUCUGGUUUCAAGAUCAUCUUGACAUAUUCAUCGGACUGACACUGGGAGUAUGUCUUCCUCAGCUUAUCGGCUGUUUGCUGACAUGGCUUUUCAUUGGAAAGAUCAGAGAGGCCCAGGACCAGUACGACUACCACCAAGCUCCAACUUCAGAUAAGAAAUAGGGGAACAGGUGCAUGAGGGGGGCAAAAGGGGUACAGGAGGGGUGCAAGAAGGGUGAAGUAAGGAUCCACAAAGGGUGUAGAAAUGGUUCAGAAAGGGUGAAAGAAGGCUUUAGAUAAGGUUCAGAAAGGGUGAAACAAGAGUGCAGGGAGGGUGUUCAAAGGGAGUUUACGCAGGGCCUAAGGGGUACAGUAGGGGUGCAAUAAGGGUGUACGGUAGUAAGGAUCCACAAAGGGUGUAGAUAGGGUUCAGAAAGGAUGAAAGAAGGGGGCAGGGAGAGUGCAGGGACAAUGUACGAGGGGAGUUUACACAAAUUAUCAGGCAUUAUAUUAAAGAGUGCAGAUAAGAUAUAGGAGAAACCGGUGCAUGAAGGGGGCAAAAGGGGUACAGGAGGGGUGCAAUAAGGGUGUAGUAAGGAUCCACAAAGGGUGUAGAUAGGGUUCAGAAAGGGUGAAUGAAUGAUGCAGGGAGACUGCAAGGAGGAUGUAUGAAGUGAGUUAACGCAAUUCACCAGGCAUUAUUUUAAAGAGUGCUUUAGUGAGAGGCUGUUUAAAUGAGCUCAUGUAUUCACGCUGAAUAGGUAAUAUUGAAAUAUGUGUAGUACAGUAGAGGUUGAGAAAAGUAACUUUCUGAAAUUAUUUGACAUUUCGUCUUUAGUCCCGAGCUCGUAUAAUUUGUACAAGCCAAUUUAUUCACCUUCAUACAUUUUGUCUUUCUCUCUCAACUGUCUCGAUGCAAAACAUUCUAGAAAAUAGGUAUGUUGAUAAUUUUCUUACAGUGAUAGAGCUGAAGUGAGUAUUUAAGAGAACUUUCAUCACGUAAAAUUCAAGAGAGCUUCCAUUCUUCAUGUAAGAUAAUAUUUGUAGAGAGUAAGAUCAUGGAUUUUCUAAAUUGUCUAUUUUAAUCGUGAUUGAUAAUAAUGACUAAUAAUGUGCAUGUAUUAGUUAGAUUCACUGUAUGCAAUUUAUAUGCACAUGUACAUUUAAGAAUAUGACAUGAAUUAUGUUGAUCUAUACUAUUGAUAAUUGACCUUUACAUAUAUAAUAGUGAAAACAAAAUUAUCAGGGAAAAUAUUUCAUAACUGCCUUUUACCAAUUCCUCGUGUAUUGAUUAGAUCUAGUAUAUUGUAUGCUGGAAUGUAAUGCUUAAUUUGGACUGAAUUGCUAUUUUUAAGUGCUAUUGUACAUGCGCAUGUCGGGUUUAACACCCCAAAAUACUAAAUAUGCCUUAUUGUGUAUAUAAAUCCCUGUAUCAUACAAGUGUUGGUAUCUUUGCUUAGAAUAUGUGCUCAGCAUUUGGUAAAUGGAGAUUACAGUGACUGCAUCUCAAUAUAUGAUUUUUACUUUUGGGUUUCCCUGAUUAUUCUUUCCCUUUGUUUGAAGUUACAAUUGUAUGGGUAAACUAAAAGGUUAUUAUGAUUAUUGUGCUUUGUUUCCUUUGUUGAAAUUUACAAUGAAUGGUUUAAGAUAAACAAUGAAUGCUUUUAGAUCUUUGUAAGUUACAAAACACCUUGCUUGCUUUAUAUUUUGUUUUAUAGUAUAUAUUUUUUCUUCUAUAUAAUAGAGCUUACCUUGCCUUUUUUCUCUUGUAGUCAAACUUAUGAAUGUUUUUAAUUUACAUACCAGUACAUGUAUAGAUGUAAUACCUUUGUAUUCGGUACAAAAUGGUUGCAUGUUUAUUAUGUAACGUAAUAUGUGUAAACUUAACUCGGUUACGUUGCUUCACUGUUGGUCACUUUAGUUAAAACUAGUGAUAUGUAUAUGUUUCAAAUAUUUUGCCACUUUUUGUUAUGGUAUUUUGAGCUGAGUUUCAAGCAUUAUGCAAGGGACAACCAUGCAAAGAUAAAACAUAUGCAAAUACAAUGAGCGCUUACAAGUGUAACUGCAAUAGUCCUUCUGUAAUUCUGUAUACAUAUUAAGUAAUGUUCCUUCAAUUGCUGUAGUAGUAUUUACAUUUUUACAUGACUCUGCAGUCUUUAUAAUAUUAUUGAGGUAUAUUGUUUCUAUCUAAAUAUACUUUUUUUCAAGAUUAGGUGAGGUUUACAUGACUUUGGAUAUAAUUUCUUGCCACCAUUUUAUAUUUCAUAUCGCUGAUGGGUACUUUAUAAGCCUAUAAAGAUCAAGGUUUCCAAAUCUAAAGUAACACAGAUUCCUGUUCAUCAGAUUGGUUAAGAAAGAUACAGAGGUUUUUUUUUCUGUCUUAAGAAUUCUUGAGGAGGGAUGGUCUUGAAUUCCACAAAGAAUUAUGAAACUUGUUGGAUAAAAUUGCAAAAAUGAUUAAUUUUUCCAUACUUUUGAAGUAAAUCAUGUAACAUAAUUUUUAUGUGUGAAUAGAUUGCAUGGAUAUAUUGAUAUGUAUAAUUAGGAGUUUGUAAUUACAUGUAUUAUGAAUUAUGUUACAAUUGUAGAGUACUUAGGAGGAUAUAUAUGAAUUAAUAUUUUGAAAAAUUAUUAAAAUGAUUGCUGCUAUAGAAGCAUGAUGGAAGAGAAAAAACUAAAACCUUAUAUUUUAAAUAAUACAAAUGUGGGGUAAAAGUUGUUUUUUCACUAGGGAAAAAUCAAUAAAUUCAUAUAUUUCUAUUGCAAAUAA
Strongylocentrotus purpuratus (purple sea urchin) is the source of this 3483-nucleotide messenger RNA. RefSeq names its product tetraspanin-15 (gene tspan15). The record is from RefSeq and is a predicted model, not a curated record. Bases 78 to 896 code for a protein of 272 amino acids. Gene Ontology annotation, cellular component: membrane. The transcript is spliced from 7 exons. NCBI's taxonomy places the organism in Eukaryota, Metazoa, Echinodermata, Echinoidea, Camarodonta, Strongylocentrotidae.